Messenger RNA from Hemibagrus wyckioides, 2909 nucleotides. RefSeq names its product solute carrier family 7 member 7 (gene slc7a7). The record is from RefSeq and is a predicted model, not a curated record. Bases 330 to 1835 code for a protein of 501 amino acids. Gene Ontology annotation, molecular function: L-amino acid transmembrane transporter activity; basic amino acid transmembrane transporter activity. Gene Ontology annotation, biological process: amino acid transmembrane transport. Lineage: Eukaryota; Metazoa; Chordata; Actinopteri; Siluriformes; Bagridae. The transcript has 10 exons. Gene Ontology annotation, cellular component: membrane.
UGUGCGCGCGCACGUGUGUGUGUGUGAGAGAGAGAGAGAGAGAGAGAGAGAGUACAGAACAGGAGCACUGGACCCAAGGCUGACUCUCAUUAACAUAUCAAAAUGGCUUUUCAAUCGCUGUCAUUCUUCUUAGCUAAUGUGAUUGACCAGAGCGGAAAUAAGCAGUGCUGAAUCACCGGGGAGCCACGAGCCUCGCGCAUUACCGUCCCGUUAUUUAAGAUGCUACUUCAAGACGGCUAACUUGGACUAAAACAUUUGAAUUUUAUAAAACUGACUGACAGUCUAGUCAUCGUCAAAGUCCUCCUUCUUUCUACCAAAUUCUUAGCAAAAUGGCCACGUAUAGUCCUGCAUCGACAGAAGAAUCAUCCCCAGAGGUAACCAAUGGUAACCUGAAGGGAAGUGGCUCUCAGGAGUCAAUGAAACUGAAGAAAGAGAUCUCCCUGAUCAAUGGUGUCUGCCUAAUUGUGGGGAACAUGAUUGGUUCAGGCAUCUUUGUCUCACCUAAGGGUGUGCUGAUUUAUAGUGCUUCCUAUGGCUUAUCCUUGAUAGUGUGGACAAUUGGUGGAAUUUUCUCAGUGUUCGGGGCCCUGUGCUAUGCCGAAUUGGGAACCACAAUUACCAAGUCUGGAGCCAGUUAUGCCUACAUCCUGGAAGCGUUUGGAGGUUUCUUGGCCUUCAUUCGUCUGUGGACAUCACUCCUCAUCAUCGAGCCCACCAGUCAGGCUGUGAUAGCUAUCACCUUUUCCAACUACAUGGUGCAGCCUAUCUUCCCUACAUGUAUUGCACCUUAUGUGGCCAAUCGCUUGUUAGCUGCAGCAUGCAUAUGUUUGCUGACCUUUGUGAACUGUGCCUAUGUGAAAUGGGGGACUCGUGUACAGGACCUUUUCACUUAUGCUAAAGUCAUCGCUCUCAUUGCUGUUAUCAUCACAGGCCUGGUCAAGAUAUUCCAGGGCUACACACAGAAUUUUGAGGGGCUGUUUGAAGGCUCGUCACAGGACCCUGGUGAUGUGGCUCUGGCUCUAUAUUCAGCUCUGUUCUCUUACUCUGGCUGGGACACCCUCAACUUUGUCACUGAGGAAAUCAAAAACCCUGAGAGGAACCUGCCACUGUCCAUUGCCAUCUCCAUGCCCAUUGUGACAGUGAUCUAUAUCUUGACCAAUGUGGCCUACUAUACUGUUCUGCCAAUCCCUGCUAUUCUGGACAGUGAUGCUGUAGCUGUGACAUUUGCAGAUCGAGUAUUUGGGAUAUUUAACUGGACAAUCCCACUCGCUGUUGCAUUGUCCUGCUUCGGAGGAUUAAAUGCAUCGAUCUUGGCUGCCUCAAGGCUGUUCUUCGUGGGCUCCAGAGAGGGCCACCUGCCUGACUACCUGUGCAUGAUUCACGUUAGCCGUUUCACCCCUAUCCCUGCCCUGCUCUUCAAUGGUGCCAUGGCUUUGGUGUACCUGUGUGUGGAGGACAUCUUUAAGCUGAUCAACUACUACAGUUUCAGCUACUGGUUCUUUGUUGGUCUGUCCAUCCUGGGUCAGCUAUACCUACGCUGGAAACAGCCAGACAGACCACGCCCACUGAAGCUCAGUAUUAUCUACCCGAUUGUUUUCUGCCUUUGCACCAUCUUUCUUGUGGUGGUCCCACUCUAUAGUGACACCAUCAACUCUUUGAUUGGCAUCGCAAUCGCCCUAUCAGGAGUUCCUGUCUACUUUCUGUGCUGCUAUACACCAGCAUCCCGUAGGCCACUGUGGCUUCGCAAAUUUAUUGCAUCAUCCGGCUUGCUGAUUCAGAAGGUUUGCUUUUGUGUGCUUACUGAGAUGGACACAGAUGAAGGAAAAAUGCAGUAGAAUGGGACUCAGAGACAUGGCUUUAUGGUACAGAGAUUUCCCCAUGAUGUAGCUAAAAUAAUUGACGGGUAACACUGUCAAUCACUGUAGGUCAUUUGACUGAUGUAACAAGCUCUUAUGGGACUAUUUUAUGCAGAUAUGAAUGAUUCUUUAAAAAAAAAAAUACACAUUCACUGUGGGGGGAAAAUAAAUGUUAAUUUCCUAUUAUAAAUAGUAUAUGUUGACUUCCACUUGUUUUCAAGUUCUCAGGAUUCUCAGGACUUACUGUCCAUGUCCUAAAUUUAGGAUAGAAGGCACCAAAGAGGUCUGCGGUUUUAUACUAGAAAGUGGGAGUAUAUAAACCCACAAGGAAACAACAGCGGCAAUUAGAACAAUAGCAAUGAUAACACUACAACAACAGUGAAAUACACAACAUUGUGGGAAACAGGACUAUGACAUAGAUUUAGAUAAUAUUCUUUACAGUUGUCAGUAUAUCAAUAUGUUCAAAAUACUGCCAAAGGUUUGAUAUCUUUAUAAUAUUCAUGAGGAGUUUAACAGAACAAAACAAUCUGCACUCAUAACUAAAGAGCUACAAUGUAAAGGGAAUUUUGCUAAAGGUAAUGUUUUUUUUAAAACGUUAGACACAAAUAGACUACGAAACAUCUCACCAGUGUCCUUAACAUGCUUGAUGAAAUUUCAUGUUUCCACCAAAGAUUAAAACUUCUAAUUGUGAUUUUAUUCACAGCAUUUGCUAAACCUGAAAUCAAAGUUUCAUUUUUAAAUCAAUUUUAAAAUAAUUUAUAAUCAAAGUAAAAUGUGAAUAUUUUGGUAACCCUAUAAGUUGUUUUGGGACACACUUUAUACUUUAAUGGAAUAUGAAAUUCAAUGUAUUUUAUAUUUUGCUAGUUUUUCCACUAUAAUAUAUGCCAGCACUGUAAGUAUUGGGUUAUUUUGGUCAGUUUAUCAAAGAGCAGUAUUCAAAUGUGAAAUUAUUUAAAAAUGCAAAGCCUGCCAUUAAAAGAAGAUAUGAUUUGUAUUAAAGCUUCAGAUUUAUUUAUGUGCAAUGGAUUUUAAAUAAAGGUUCUUCUAAUUAUG